UCACGAUCGAUAUGCACUUUUUUGCUGAAUUGUAAAUAUUUAGCAAAACUAUUUCAAAUUUCAAUAAGUUUGUAUAGAUUUGGACAUAAUUUAUUUAUGAAAAUUAAUUUUGCAACAUCAUUCCACAAGAAUUGAGGUUUUAUUCACCUGUGUCAAAUCAUGAAAUGGCAUCCACAAUGUUAAAACCAAAUCGCACCUCCUCCACGAAUGACCCCAUCGGCGCAAUUCUAAAUCGGGCGAGAAGCACGUUAAAUCAAUCCCGACAAUUUCGGGACCCCAGCGAUAAGCAAGUUAAGCAACCCUCUCUCCUUCUCCGCCCCCCGAAACCGGAAGUCAUCAGCACCCAGGCCAGCAAACUACUCCAGAAUGACAACCGUUCCAUUACAAAGACGAGUAAUAAUAAUAACUCACGAUUCAUCCUCGACCUGGAUAAGCACUCAUCCACCACGACAAACUCGAUUGACGAUUUAUUAGGCCGUACUAAAACAAUUUUAGAGCAGAAAAAGAGUCGUAAUCGAAAGGGAGAUGGUGUUUUGUCAAAUCCACCAGUUUCUGAUGUUGCUCCUCCUCCUGCUGUCCCGCAAAGCACAAAAUCUGCCGCAAAUUACGACUACGACUCGAUUUUCUCGAAUGUAACUUCGUCCAAACGAGUGGGACGGAGUGACUUCAAUAUCUUCAAUGUCCAAAAUGCGUCCUCAAAUGUCGGGGGAGGUUCUUCCGCCAAGUUGGAAAACCUGGAGAGUUUUGUGGGACUACAGCAGCCCCCACCGGAAAAAGUGAAGAUUAAAACGUCCAACCCCCGCAUGACCAAAAAGUCUUCAAACCUCAAUAAUUCUCAGAACCAGAGAGAUGACGCUUAUCAUGAGAAUGAAGAUCGUGGCGACGACGAUUCUCAAUCUGCGGGGUCCUCCUCGUACGAAAGUAGCUACACGACGGGAGACUCGACCGAAGAGGAGAAUGACGACGACGGAUCGACCACGAUUACGCCACCCACGAUAACGGAAACCUAUUCAAAAUCUGUGAGCAAUUCUGCUCCCUUGAAAGCGAUCACGCUCGGGGAUGAAAACGAUUAUCGAGCCAAACCUACGGAGUCAAAGAAGUCUAGAAAAUUAAAAGUACAGGAUUUGAAAGACCGACCACUCGUAUUUCUCUCGGAGGAAUCGCACGCCGUUUUCAAAGCAAUGUCCCCCGACGAAGAUGAAAAAUCGUCCCCCGCUAAUAAACAAUAUGACAACAAUACUUCUCCAAAAUCGUACACGGAAGAUUUCGUGAGUGAGAUUCAAAGCGUGGCGGAUAAUUUUAGCAGGACCUUUGCCCGUUCCGUGUCCAUGGUGGAGGACAGCAUUGAAGUACCUCAGACGGAGAGCGACACGGUUUCCGAGAUCCCACUAGAAUUGGAAGGGAGUGAAAGCGGUGGAGAAAGCAGUCAAAGAUCUGUCUCACAUCGCAAGCUGAGUGUCAAAAAUGCCAUCAACAGUCUCCGAAUUGUGAAAGAAAUACAAGGAAAUUUACAAGACUUGGAAAUUUCUGAUCGUUCUGGUGCAUUGUCGGAGGAUGAGUCGGAGGCCAACAAGGCGUCUGAGCAGGCGUCUGCCACCACCAAUAAUGAGUAUUCGGACGAUCUCGUAAUUAAUGGUGCUGAGAUUAUGACAUCGACAAACACUUCCGGGGGAGGAAAAGUUGGGAAAAAGUCAGAUUCCUUGAAAACUUCGGGGAGUGCGAGUGGAAUUUCGAAAUCAAGCAAGCUCUCCUCCGCCAAGAAUUUGGGACAGCAGAAAGCGCAAAAGUCAUCCACCACUUCCCAAAGUGGUAUCGAAAUCGAUCUUUCUCGACAGUCGUCACGAAAAGCGUUUCAAGCAGCGCUUUCUCAAGUAAAACUGCAAGACGAACUACCAAAAAAACACGUGAUAACUGCCGUACAACAACCACCCCCACUUGUUGUUGCUGACCAGGAGAAAGAUAAACCCACUAAAAAGACCGACCCAGUUUAUCAAGUACCACAAACCAAACCUCAAACACAGAUUCACUCCAUCCUAGAAAAGGAAGUGUAUCGCAAGGAGCUGAAUCGUCUCCGUAAAAUUCAUCAACGAGAGGACAAAGAAAUUCAGAAAAUUAACGAGGUCCGACUCAAAAAUUACAAAACGGUGAAAGAACUGGAGAAAGGAGGACGGGGAAAAUUUAGACAGCCAAAAAUUGACUUUCCAGCAGAACUGGAGACGGAUCUGUCCUCCUCGGGAAAUUGGGGGGCUCCGUACUUCAAUUUGGAUGGGAGUUUAAGUCAGGGCUACAGAAUGGAAAAUUUACCAAGAACACCGGAUGAAAAUUAUGGACUUCAAGUUUCCAACAUGGAUGUUCCCCAACUGGUGAGGGAAGUGGUCAAGAGUAAUGAAAGGAUGUACAAGAUGACGAUCCGGGCGGCGAAAGAGAUGUCGAAAGAGUACGGAAAAGAUGUCAAGUUGGCGAGAAAAAUUAGACAGGACAAACUUGUGAAGAGUAAAGUAUUGAAAAAUUAAAUAAUAAUUUUAAGUACUUACAUGUAAAAUCUUGAUUUGCUGGAUUGAAAUAAAUGUUGCAUACAAGUUUUUUAUAGAGUUUAUCCAUAAUUGCGAUUGGAUUUAUUACUUCAAUUACUUAUUUGGUUUAAAUCUGUACCAAGUUUCUAAAAUCUAAAAAAACAAAUGUGAAACACAAAAUAAAAAUAAUAUGGAUUUGUAGA
Messenger RNA from Folsomia candida, 2716 nucleotides. Its product is annotated as putative mediator of RNA polymerase II transcription subunit 26. The coding region runs from base 165 to 2513 and encodes 782 amino acids. NCBI's taxonomy places the organism in Eukaryota, Metazoa, Arthropoda, Collembola, Entomobryomorpha, Isotomidae. The record is from RefSeq and is a predicted model, not a curated record. The transcript has 2 exons.